AUGACUACCGUCAAGCACGUCCCAAUCGUCAAGAAGCACAAGAAGAGGUUCAACCGACACCAGUCGGACCGCUUCAAGUGCGUCGACGCUUCAUGGAGAAAACCAAAGGGUAUCGAUAACCGUGUCCGAAGACGGUUCAAGGGACAGGCCGCUAUGCCAAAGAUCGGUUACGGAUCCAACAAGAAGACCAGACACAUGACGCCUUCCGGCCACAAGGCUUUCCUUGUCCACAACGUCAACGAUGUUGAUCUCCUUCUCAUGCACAACCACACCUUCGCUGCCGAGAUCUCCCACGCCGUCAGCUCGAGAAAGAGGAUCGAAAUCGUCGCCAAGGCCAAGGCUCUCGGUGUCAAGGUCACAAAUCCAAAGGGCAGAGUCACCACCGACGUAUAA
This is a messenger RNA of Orbilia oligospora ATCC 24927, 393 nucleotides long. RefSeq lists its product as uncharacterized. The transcript has 4 exons. The coding region runs from base 1 to 393 and encodes 130 amino acids. Gene Ontology annotation, molecular function: structural constituent of ribosome. Gene Ontology annotation, biological process: translation. Gene Ontology annotation, cellular component: cytosolic large ribosomal subunit; ribosome. The record is from RefSeq and is a predicted model, not a curated record. Lineage: Eukaryota; Fungi; Ascomycota; Orbiliomycetes; Orbiliales; Orbiliaceae.